UCGAUACAUACAUCAUCAGGCGCAGAGCAUUUUUGUUUCGGAGUUGGAUGCGCAAGCAGUGAAAGUUUUUUGCAGUUUACUCCCUGUUUAUCGCAUUAUUUCACGGAUUACGUUACGUUAUUGCUAGUACAAGUGCAGUGAAAUCGUUUCAAUGUCACAUUCGUAGUGUCCAGAGUGGAGCAGGAUCUGUUUUUUUUAGGGAAACCUUUUUCGUACGUGACCGAGCCGUGCCCAUUUGCGUUCGUCAUCGCAAUUAUUAGUUCCAACUGCAGCUGCUGUGUACAGAAUACACGGAAAGCAACAAGAUUAGGCUGUAGCUGCUAGGUUGUUCCUGUUUUACAUGUCGGUUUAGCUAAAUAUGCUUUCGAGUCGGAACUAGAGAAGCCCAGUUGGAUGAUAUCUCGCAAAGAAAACUCCCCCAUCAUGACGUGUAAAAUUGAUUUCAGCGAGUGCUUGAAGGAUUCUCCAAAGUUUAGGCUACGCCUUGAACAGGAAGAAAAUGAAAUCGAUCACUUGGAGCAAAAGCUAGAAAAAGUAAUUAAAAUGUGCAGUCUCUCCGUCGAUAGUGGCAAAGAAUACAUAAGAAAUCAGAGCGCUUUCGCAACAUCUCUGUGGGACCUGCAGAAGCACUUUCAAGAGGACAAAUCCUCCACCAGUGCUCUAACCAAGCUGAUCCAUUGCCUACAGGAAAUGAACAAAUUUCACACAACUCUUCUGGAUCAAGCGAGCCGAACGGUGCUGAAAAACCUGACGAGCUUUUUGAAAAAGGAUGUCAAAGAGGUGAAAGAUUAUAAACACAUUUUCACGAAAGUGUCGGAAAACCUAGACGUAGCCGUCUACAAGAAUGCGCAGGUCAACAAGAAUCGUCCGGUAGACAUCGUCGAAGCGGAAAAUCUACUCUCUGCCACGAAAUCAUGCUACAACCAUGCCGCUCUGGAUUACGUCAACUAUAUCACCAUGUUACAGAAUCGAAAACGGCAUGAGAUUCUAGCAACCAUCCUGAGCUAUAUUCAAGCCUGUAGCACCUACUUCCACCAGGGAUCAGAUCUCUGUGAAGAUUUUGGCGGAUUUUUCAAAACUCUCGACGAAGAAAUAAGUAACAUGCGAGCGGAAUACAACGUACUGGAUAAGCAGAUGCAGAACCGCCACACUUGUGUGAACGAGCUUUUGGACAGCGGGGAGAAGUCACUUUCUUCAUCGACCGGUACUCCAUCGUUGAUUUCGAAUGCUUCCUCAGCGGGCGAAAGCUCAGAUCAGCGAGCUUCCCAACCGUACACCAACAGACCGUUGAAUCACAUGGAAGGCUAUCUGUUCAAGAGAACGUCCAACGCGUUCAAGACCUGGAACAGGCGAUGGUUUUGCAUGCGGGACAAUCAGUUAUUCUACAGAAAACGAAUGGGCGAAGAACUGCCCACGGUCAUGGAAGAGGAUCUACGGUUGUGUACGGUGCGUCUGCUGUCUGAUUCUGAUCGCCGGUUUUGCUUCGAGGUUAUUUCUCCCACCAAAUCUCACAUCCUGCAAGCGGAUUCGGAGGCAAUGCUGAAAGCUUGGUUUAAGGCGCUACAGAAAGGAAUCGAUUCGGCUAUCCAGUACCAUAGUCCGUACAGCAGUGAUAUGCGUGGCAUUGCCAGUCAAUCGCCUACCAACGAGGGAACACCCGGUAGCCCCAGUGGCGAUGGCCCCUCAGGAGUCGGAAAAGCAGGCAAACCGAGAAAAAGCGUUAAGAAAAUUAACUGGACCCAAAUUCUAAGAAUCCCCGGAAACUCACGCUGCUGUGAUUGCGGCAACACAGAUCCCAAGUGGGCUUCAAUCAACCUCGGCAUUACCCUAUGCAUAGCGUGUUCGGGAGUGCACCGAAGCCUGGGAGUGCACUACAGCAAGGUCCGUUCGCUAACGUUGGACGUAUGGGAACCGGAAAUACUUCGGGUCAUGAUAGAGCUAGGCAAUGACGUCAUCAAUCGGGUGUACGAGGCUAAUACGGCAAAAGUAAACAAGUUUGACCGAGCAACGGAUAAUUGUGAAAUAUCGGUUCGCGAAGCAUGGAUCAAGGCCAAGUAUAUCGAUCGGAAGUUUGUACUUGCACUGGACAGCACUGGUGGAUUGGUACUGGACCCAACGCCAACAAGCACGUCUUCAUCUACUCUAUCGUUCAAAAGUUUGGACAAUGAUAGCUCAAAAUAUCCGGAAAAGUGGAGUAUCAAAAAGCUGAGACGGAGAAGUUAUCGCAAGCUGCUCAGGACGAAGAAAAAUGAAGAAGCGGCCGAAGAAACGUCCAGUGGCGCAAACACCGAUACGGACCCGGACGCCGAUGAAAAAGACGUUAAUCUAAACAUUCCAAAGAAAUUCAACGACAUUUUAUUGAUUGGAGAAACUAUUAUCGAAAAUGAUCAUAAUCUGAUGGACGAACAUCUCUUGCUGCUUAAUUCGGACCAGGAAUCUACUAGCGGUGAGGAGGAUAACGGAAUCAUGGAGUGUGAAGAUUUCGACAAGUUAAAUCCAAACUAUCUCCUAUACAAAGCAGCCAGUGGUCAUAAUUUGCCAGUCAUGUGUCAAGCUAUGGCACUUGGGGCGGACAAAAAUUGGACCAACCCGGACGAGCUCGAUCGGACGGCCUUGCAUGCUGCGAUACUCUCGGGGUCGGUUAUGUCCUGUGAAUUUCUUCUCAUCAACGGUUGCAACAUCAAUACCACCGAUAGGACCGGAUACACAGCUCUCCAUCUGGCGGCAGAAAACGGUUCCACUGCCCAGGCAUAUUUACUCCUCAAACACAAAGCCAAAUAUGACAUUCAGGCUGUGAAUAACAAACUUCCAAUCGACAUAGCUGUAGAGAGAACCGACGCUGACAUCGUGACACUGUUGAGAUUAGCUCAACUGAACGACGAAAUCGGUCCCGGUGAGGAAGGGGGCCACUACUUGGGUGGAGAUUCCACCUACAACGAUGUGAUGAAUGAUUUUUCCCACCUCACUAGCAAUCAACCCUACCGGUUACAGAAGAAUCGAAACGCAGGAGGCGCUACGCCUGUCGAUUCCAGUUUAAUUUCAAUUGCAUCAUCCUCCACUAGUGCUUCCACGGUUGCUCUAGCAGGGACAACCCCUGUGACCGAUCUGGACGACGACGACGACGACGGUAAAUAGGUAUGAUUCGUUAUUUGGGGAUUCUCGAAUACAUACUGAUUCAAUAUUAAGGGCAAAUAUUAAUUAUUGAACGAAUUGCAAAACCGGUACGGUCUGCAUAGGCUUUCAGUUUUACUGGGAACUGCUAUGGAUAAUGCAAACUUUGUACUUAUGGUAUUUAGAAAAUGAGAUCGUUCGCGAUAAUUACCUACAUACCUACUUUAAAUAAUAUACAAACUGGCAACGAAUGAAGUUUUAAACUCAGCGUUUUCUGAGCAUUUAUACAAAUUUAAAUCCUGUUUUUUUUUUGGCUUGAAUUACAGAAGCAUUUAGUAAGAUUUCUUGGCUUUUUAAGAAAACUUUAUUCCACCAAUGACCGGUUUUUUGUAUGCAUUUAUAUUACUUACCUUACC
This is a messenger RNA of Ochlerotatus camptorhynchus, 3527 nucleotides long. It is a transcript of the gene CenB1A, whose product is annotated as Centaurin beta 1A. NCBI's taxonomy places the organism in Eukaryota, Metazoa, Arthropoda, Insecta, Diptera, Culicidae. The transcript is spliced from 4 exons. Gene Ontology annotation, molecular function: GTPase activator activity; protein binding. Gene Ontology annotation, cellular component: cytoplasm. The coding region runs from base 394 to 3135 and encodes 913 amino acids. The record is from RefSeq and is a predicted model, not a curated record.